This is a messenger RNA of Erinaceus europaeus (western European hedgehog), 3219 nucleotides long. RefSeq names its product ubiquitin specific peptidase 13 (gene USP13). NCBI's taxonomy places the organism in Eukaryota, Metazoa, Chordata, Mammalia, Eulipotyphla, Erinaceidae. The record is from RefSeq and is a predicted model, not a curated record. Bases 371 to 3043 code for a protein of 890 amino acids. The transcript is spliced from 22 exons. Gene Ontology annotation, biological process: protein deubiquitination. Gene Ontology annotation, molecular function: zinc ion binding; protein binding; cysteine-type deubiquitinase activity.
CCCAGGCAGGAGACGUCACGCCUCAGGUCCUCAAGUCCUUCUGCAGAAAGGCCAGCGGAUCUCAGUCUUGCAGCCGGGCUCUUUGUGCCUGCGGGAGGCCAUCUGGACAGAAGCCCCGGGCGUGGGCCGCCGCCUCCCAGGUCGCCCCCGCCUCCCAGUCGCCCUCCAGCGCCCCCUCCCCGGCGCUGCGGCUGCCGCUCCCAGCGCCCCGCCCGCCGCUGCUGCUCGGCCGGCGAGUCGCCAUUGGAGUAAAAAUAGCGGCCCUGCCCGCCCCCGGCCCCGGCCCUGCCCGCCCCCGGCCCCGGCCCGGCCCGCGCGCUCUUGCUCCACCCGCCGGCGCCCGCAGCCCCGCGAAGCCCCGCUCGGCCCCAUGCAGCGCCGGGGCGCCCUGCUCGGCGUGCCGGGCGGCGGCAGGAAGAUGGCUGCGGGGGACGUGGGCGAGCUGCUGGUGCCCCACAUGCCCACCAUCCGCGUGCCCCGCUCCGGGGACCGGGUCUACAAGAGCGAGUGCGCCUUCUCCUACGACUCCCCGAGUUCUGAAGGUGGACUCUAUGUAUGCAUGAAUACAUUUUUGGCCUUUGGAAGGGAGCAUGUUGAAAGACAUUUCCGAAAAACUGGACAGAGUGUAUACAUGCACCUGAAAAGACACGUGCGAGAGGUGAGACAUCGGCUUUCUGGAGAACUUGUCUCGAAGGUAAGAGGGGCAUCUGGUGGAGCUUUACCCAAAAGGAGGAAUUCCAAGAUAUUUUUAGAUCUAGAUACUGAUGACGAUUUAAAUAGCGACAACUAUGAAUAUGAAGAUGAAGCCAAACUGGUCAUAUUCCCCGACCACUAUGAAAUAGCACUGCCCAAUAUUGAGGAGUUGCCAGCCCUGGUAACAAUUGCUUGUGAUGCCGUUCUCAACUCAAAGUCUCCAUACAGAAAGCCGGACCCAGACACAUGGGAACGUGAGCUGCCAGUUUCCAAAUAUGCCAAUAAUCUCACACAGUUGGACAACGGGGUCCGGAUUCCUCCAAGUGGUUGGAAGUGUGCCCGGUGUGACUUGAGGGAAAACCUCUGGCUGAAUCUGACCGACGGCUCAGUGCUGUGUGGGAAGUGGUUCUUCGACAGCUCUGGGGGCAACGGGCAUGCGCUGGAACACUACCGGGACAUGGGCUACCCGCUGGCUGUGAAGCUGGGCACCAUCACUCCUGAUGGGGCAGAUGUUUAUUCUUUUCAAGAAGAGGAGCCUGUUUUGGAUCCGCAUUUGGCCAAGCACUUAGUGCAUUUUGGAAUUGAUAUGCUUCAUAUGCACGGGACAGAGAAUGGACUCCGGGACAAUGACAUCAAGCCAAGGGUCAGCGAAUGGGAGGUGAUCCAGGAGACAGGGACGAAGCUGAAGCCCAUGUAUGGCCCCGGUUACACUGGGCUCAAGAACCUGGGCAACAGCUGCUACCUGAGCUCCGUCAUGCAGGCCAUUUUCAGCAUCCCCGAGUUCCAGCGAGCGUAUGUAGGAAAUCUUCCAAGAAUAUUUGACCACUCUCCGUUAGAUCCAACACAAGAUUUCAACACACAGAUGACUAAACUUGGCCACGGCCUUCUCUCAGGCCAGUAUUCAAAACCUCCAGUGAAAUCUGAGCUCAUUGAACAGGUGAUGAAGGAGGAACACAAGCCUCAACAGAAUGGGAUCUCUCCACGCAUGUUUAAGGCCUUUGUCAGUAAGAGCCACCCGGAGUUCUCCUCCAACAGACAGCAGGAUGCCCAGGAGUUUUUCCUGCACCUGGUGAAUCUGGUAGAGAGGAACCGCAUCGGCUCAGAAAACCCAAGCGAUGUGUUUCGCUUCCUGGUGGAAGAACGGACUCAGUGCUGUCAGACCCGAAAAGUGCGCUAUACAGAGAGGGUGGACUACCUGAUGCAGCUGCCAGUGGCCAUGGAGGCAGCCACCAACAAGGAUGAACUGAUUGCCUAUGAGCUAACGCGGAGGGAAGCGGAAGCCAACAGGAGACCCCUGCCUGAGCUGGUUCGAGCCAGGAUACCGUUCAGUGCCUGCCUUCAGGCCUUUUCAGAACCAGAAAAUGUUGAUGAUUUCUGGAGCAGUGCUCUGCAGGCAAAGUCAGCAGGCGUGAAAGGAAAGAAAAAAAAAAGAAAGAAAAAGCAACUUGGAGGGGUGACAUCAUGCAGAACAUCUCGUUUUGCCUCCUUCCCUGAAUACUUGGUCGUGCAGAUAAAGAAGUUCACUUUCGGCCUCGACUGGGUUCCCAAAAAAUUUGAUGUUUCCAUUGAUAUGCCGGACCUGCUGGAUAUCAGCCAUCUCCGAGCCAGGGGGUUACAGCCGGGAGAGGAGGAGCUACCGGAUAUCAGUCCCCCCAUAGUCAUUCCUGAUGACUCCAAAGAUCGUUUGAUGAACCAACUCAUUGACCCUUCAGACAUUGACGAGUCAUCAGUGAUGCAGUUGGCGGAGAUGGGCUUCCCAUUAGAAGCGUGCCGAAAGGCUGUGUACUUCACUGGAAACAUGGGCGCCGAGGUGGCCUUCAACUGGAUCAUUGUCCACAUGGAAGAGCCAGAUUUUGCUGAACCGCUAACCAUACCUGGCUAUGGAGGAGCAGCUUCUGCUGGAGCUUCUGUGUUUGGCGCUGCUGGACUGGAUAACCAGCCUCCAGAGGAAGUCAUUGCUAUCAUCACCUCCAUGGGCUUCCCGCGGAACCAGGCUGUUCAGGCGUUGCGGGCCACGAACGGGAACCUGGAAAGAGCACUGGAUUGGAUCUUUAACCACCCCGAGUUUGAAGAGGAUGGUGAUUUUAUGAUCGAGAUGGAGAAUAACGCCAACGCAAACAUCAUUUCUGAGGCCAAGCCUGAAGGACCGAGAGUCAAGGAUGGUUCUGGAAUGUAUGAAUUAUUUGCAUUCAUCAGUCAUAUGGGAACAUCCACAAUGAGUGGCCAUUAUGUUUGCCAUAUCAAAAAGGAAGGAAGGUGGGUGAUCUACAAUGACCACAAAGUCUGUGCCUCAGAAAGGCCCCCCAAAGACCUGGGCUACAUGUACUUUUACCGCAGGAUACCAAGCUAAAUCUCAGACACACGAACCGGCGAGAAGAAGCCAUACGCCUUUUUAAUUUGAAAGAAAAGAAAAGAAAAGAAUUAAAAAGUUGGGACAGCAAAACAUGAAGGGAUAUGUGGGGGUAUUUAUCAUUUAUUUAAAGAACAUCAUUUGAUGCCUUCUGAAAUAGAACUGGGGAGAAAUUU